GCCACCAUUGCCGAUGUCAAAGCGUGGAUUGACGCUGUUGCCAGCAUCGACGAGUUGAAUGCGAUCCAGUGUUUAAAGAACGGAAUGGAUUUGUUUGAUAAGCUGGUGACAGAACGUGGGUUCCCUACAAAGAAGGCCCAAACCGAUUAUGCUCGGAAACUGUAUGAGAUGCUCCAGAAUGUGCAAGCGACGCUGGAGGAUCUUCUAGGAUUCUUCGAGGUGCACAGGUUCUUGACAGGACAAAUGAACCGCGCCGAGAUGGCCAAGUUUCUUGAG
Prorocentrum cordatum is the source of this 276-nucleotide messenger RNA. NCBI's taxonomy places the organism in Eukaryota, Dinophyceae, Prorocentrales, Prorocentraceae. The record is from the annotation of a GenBank genome assembly.